AUGGCUCUUCAGGAAAAGUCGAAACUUCAAAAUAAAGAGAAGCUUCUUCGGGAAAAAACGGAGGAGGUGUCUAACUUGAACGCGGAGCUGUCCUCAGUCAACGAUAAAUUGGCAGCCUACGAGAGGAUGCAGUCCAGGAUGCAGGAAGAGAAUGACAAGCUCAAGAAGGAACGUAAGGAAAACGACAAGCUUUUCUACUCUCAACAGGUACGUCUCUUCCAUGGUCGUUUAACAUAG
Messenger RNA from Closterium sp. Naga37s-1, 237 nucleotides. The record is from the annotation of a GenBank genome assembly. Lineage: Eukaryota; Viridiplantae; Streptophyta; Zygnematophyceae; Desmidiales; Closteriaceae.